Molecule: messenger RNA, 1331 nt
Organism: Ochotona princeps (American pika)
Lineage: Eukaryota; Metazoa; Chordata; Mammalia; Lagomorpha; Ochotonidae
Gene: GMPR
Product: guanosine monophosphate reductase
Exons: 9
Coding region: 89-1126 (345 amino acids)
Biological process (GO): nucleotide metabolic process
Cellular component (GO): GMP reductase complex
Molecular function (GO): GMP reductase activity
Source: RefSeq, a predicted model, not a curated record
CGCCGGCCCCACACGGGCUUCCCCGCGUCCUCGCCGCCGCCGUCGGUGCGGGAAGGAGCCACCGGGCUCCCGCCGCGCCUGCCGCACCAUGCCCCGGAUAGAUGCCGACCUCAAGCUCGACUUCAAGGAUGUCUUGCUCCGGCCCAAGCGCAGCAGCCUUAGGAGCCGAGCCGAGGUGGAUCUUGAGCGAACCUUCACGUUCCGUAACUCGAAGCAGACCUACUCGGGGAUUCCCAUCAUUGUGGCCAACAUGGACACCGUGGGCACGUUUGAGAUGGCAGCUGUGAUGUCACAGCACUCCAUGUUCACGGCAAUCCAUAAGCAUUACUCCCUGGACGACUGGAAGCUGUUUGCCACCAAUCACCCCGAGUGCCUGCAGCACGUGGCCGUGAGUUCGGGCAGUGGGCAGAGCGACCUGGACAAGAUGAGCAGCAUCCUGGAAGCUGUGCCCCAGGUGAAGUUCAUCUGCCUGGACGUGGCUAACGGGUACUCGGAACAUUUUGUGGAAUUCGUGAAACUUGUCCGAGCCAAGUUUCCUGAACACACCAUCAUGGCAGGGAACGUGGUGACCGGAGAGAUGGUGGAAGAGCUUAUUCUCUCUGGGGCCGACAUCAUCAAAGUGGGAGUUGGACCAGGUUCCGUGUGCACCACCCGCACCAAGACGGGGGUGGGCUACCCGCAGCUGAGCGCAGUGAUCGAGUGUGCGGACUCUGCACACGGCCUCAAGGGCCACAUCAUCUCUGAUGGAGGUUGCACGUGUCCAGGAGAUGUCGCCAAAGCGUUUGGAGCCGGAGCCGACUUCGUCAUGCUGGGCGGGAUGUUUUCCGGCCACACUGAGUGCGCGGGAGAAGUGAUCGAGAGAAACGGCCAGAAACUGAAGCUGUUCUACGGGAUGAGCUCAGAAACAGCCAUGAAGAAACACGCGGGAGGCGUGGCCGAGUACAGGGCGUCGGAGGGCAAGACUGUGGAAGUGCCUUACAAGGGGGAUGUGGAGAAUACGAUCCUAGACAUUCUUGGGGGGCUGAGAUCUACGUGCACCUACGUGGGGGCUGCCAAACUGAAGGAGCUCAGCCGGAGGGCAACGUUCAUCCGGGUGACCCAGCAGCACAACACCGUGUUCAGCUAACCUCCGCAGCGAGGGUCGUCAGCUCCGGGGGGAAGCUCCCGCAUGCACCUGCUGCUUCCUCCUGCUCCGGCAGUUUUGGGGUUCCUCCUGUGCCUUCUGGGGGCCCAGGGGAGGGCCCUGAGGGAGCCCAGCUGCCAAGAACUUCCUUGUUCAAGUCACCACCUGCACCCUUUUUCUUUUUUAAAAGAAAAUGGUUUCACUUUCA